AUGGACGCUCCUUGUCUGGCGAUUCGCUCGUCCCUCCUCAGACGUUGCCAUGUCUGUCUUUCCGGCUCGCGCAUACCCGAUGCAUCUCGAUUGACCCGACCACGUGCCGUCACUCCAUUCAUUCGCCGCUCCAGCACCCGCAGAUAUGCCACCGUCCAAGACACACAGGCGGGUAAUGUGAGUGACUCGAAAUCUCGUCAGGCGCAUCCACUAUCAGGCUAUUAUUAUGAUAUUUUGUCCACCCGCUCGCCCUACCGACACCACGCAACAACCGAUUCCAAGACGGAAGAGCCCAAGCCGGAGGCGCAAACACCACAGGAAAAGAUGGCCAUUGUCUUCGGCACUCGGUUAGCUGGUCCCGGCCGGUCCUCACGCUACGAUCCCGGUUCCGCACCGGAUACAACGUGGAAAACCAUAAACGGGGUGGCUAUCCCUCCUCGACCGGAAGAGCCCGACAAUUGCUGCAUGAGUGGCUGCGUCCACUGCGUAUGGGACGAUUUUCGAGACGAGCUGGAGGACUGGGCCUUCAGGCUUGAACAAGCCAAGGCGAAGGGUGCGACCAAAAGUAAUGCCUCGGAUAUGCGACAUACUCCACGAGCGGAAGUCAACUCAGCCAGCAUGAGCAUGGAUGACGAUGGUGGUGGCAGUGAGACCAAUUGGUCGGCGCCUACUUCGGACGAUGACUUGUUUGCGAGCAUCCCUGUGGGGAUUCGAGAGUUUAUGAAGACGGAGAAGAAACUGAAGCAACGGCAUCAACAGGAAUCGGCGUGA
This is a messenger RNA of Aspergillus niger, 771 nucleotides long. RefSeq lists its product as uncharacterized. The transcript has a single exon. NCBI's taxonomy places the organism in Eukaryota, Fungi, Ascomycota, Eurotiomycetes, Eurotiales, Aspergillaceae. Gene Ontology annotation, cellular component: mitochondrion. The record is from RefSeq and is a predicted model, not a curated record. The coding region runs from base 1 to 771 and encodes 256 amino acids.